AUGAGUGGAAGAAGAAGCGCUCGAUGGAGCAGAAUAACGAGUCACAGCGUUGCUCCAACUUGCAUCAGUAGAGCAGACAGAGAGCUUUUUCUGCCAAAAGGGAAGUGUCUACAUCUGAGCGGCCUGACACCAGAGCCAUUAACAGCCGACGAUGACUACAAACUGUUGCGCCUCGGCAUCGGCUUCACGAACAUGGUGGCCAGGGCCACCAAAGGCAGCGCCGAUCUCACCCGUAAAGAAAUCAAAGAAGGAAGCCUUAUACUUUUAGAGAAGUUAAAAAAGUACAAGCCCAAAAUCGCCGUGUUCAACGGCAAGCUAAUUUACGAAGUUUUUUCCGGCAAAAAGGAGUUCGGUUUCGGUAGACAGCCCCAGCUACUCGAAGGCACCAGCACAUACAUGUGGGUUAUGCCAUCGAGCAGCGCGCGCUGCGCACAGUUGCCGCGCGCCGCCGACAAGGUGCCGUACUACGCGGCCCUGAAAAAGUUCCGCGACUAUCUCAAUGGCACGAUAACGCACCUGGACGAGUCCGACAUCGUGUUCGCCGACACCAAGCUGAAGAAGCGCGAGCACGAGGGCGGCGUGGGCGGCGGACUGCUCGGCAGCGAGGACAAAAAAGUACCGCUGGGCGGCGUGACGGCGGCUUACGAGGAUUACGAUGGUGAAGGUCUAUUCGUCGACGGUGUCAUAGUGAAGCAGGAGCCAGGCCUGAUACCCGGCAAAAAGAAGCGAGGCAGACCGAAAAAGAUCAAGAAUCCAGAGGAGCUGCCACCCGCUGAUGUAGAGAAGUGCGACGCCAACGGCGAAAUGAUCAAGAAGCGUCGCGGUCGCCCCAAGAAGAUCCACCAACAACAGAAGCAGGCCGAGCGAGAGGCCAAGGAACGCGAGUACCAAGCGGCUGCAGCCGCGGCCGCUGCCGUACAACAGCAGCAACAGCAUCAUCACCAGAUGGGCGGAGGUAUCCCAGGUGGACCCAUGUCCGACGGCUACGGCGGCAUGGCCAGCUGCUUCUCCUCGCAGAUGAUGUCACCGCCCAAGCCGUUCAGCCACAUGGCCCCGUAUCCGCAGCAGUCGAUGAGCGAGCAGCAGCAGCAGGCGUACUACGGCGGCGGCAACGCUGGUAUGGCCGACAGUCCGUACAACAAGCAGAGCCCCGUGCACAGUCUGCAGCACUACAGCCAGAGCCCCAAGUCCCUGUCCAUGUCCUACAGCCACUCGGAUCUCUCCUCGGAGAUCAACACGGCCAUGUCGUCGGACAACAACAUGGGCGAGCCGUCGCCGCUGACGUCGCCCGGUGUACAGGGUGGAGCGGGUAGCGGCAAUCCCGGUAUGGAGCACUCGGAUUUCGAUGCGGCGGCGAUGCAACAACAGCAACAGCAGCAACAGCAGCAGUCCCAGUACAAUCCGGAUCACGGAAGUCCAGCGGGUAGCACACCGUCGCAUCCGGCCUACGGUGGUUACAUGGGUUACCAUGAUCAACAGCAGCAGCAACAGCAACAGCAGCAACAGGAUCAGCAUCAGCAACAGCAGCAGCAGCAGCAGCAUCAAGGCGCGCCGACGCCCAUGAGUCAGAGCGACGAGCACUCGCAUCACUCGCAUCCGACACCGCCGCACAGUCAUCAGCAGCAGCACACGCCCACCCAUUCGAUGUCGCCACACCCGCACGAGCAGUACGGUAUUAAAAGAUCGUCGGGCCAAGACGUGGCGUCCAAGAGUCUGAGCGAUCUCGAGUCGUUGGUCGACCAGAUACCCAGUAUAGCCGAGAGCGGCGGUCAGAGGCUGAGUCACGGCGGUCACAUGGGCGGCGGUGACGAGUCGCUGCAGGACAAAUUGGACUCGAGCAUGCAUCAGCAGCAACAGCAGCAGCAGCAGCAAUACAUGUCGGCGUACCAGUCGUCGAUAGGCGGUGGCCAACAGACGAAUUACAGUCCACCGCUGUCGACUCAGACGAGCAUAUACGGCAGCAGCGACGGCGGCUACAGCAGUCCGGCCUAUGGUAUGGCUGGCAGACAGCAGCAGCAACAGCCCGAGCAACAACAGCAACAACAGCAGCAACAACACAGCAAGUCCUACACGGUGGAGAACCUCGCCUCGAGCAAUUACACGCCGAGCAACAGUAUGAGCCAUCAGCAGCAGCAACAGCAGCACCACCAGUACUCCAAUGUCAUACCCGGGCCGCACUAUCCGGUGCCUAUGUCCGCGGCGAGCUCGAACAACGGCUACGUGUUCGGCGGCCUCGAAUCUAGUCUCAUGCAGCGUGGCUAUCCCGCGAUGCCGCCGAGCCACCAUCAUCCCCAUCAUCAUCCGUCCCUGCACGGCCACCAUCCGAUGGGCAAUCCCUACGGCUACCAGAGCUCGCCGUACGCGAGCUCCUUCGACGCCUACUCGUCGGCGCCGUCGCCUGGCACCAUACACGCGCCUCAGCCCACGUAUCAGGGCUACGGCGCCGUGAGCAGUCCCGACGUGGCGGCCACCUCGUCGACGCCGCCCUCGUACUUGCAGCAGCAGACGUCGAGCAGGCCGCCGGUCGAUCUGGCCGGCUACGACGGCGUAUGAUAGUCCUCGAUCUGGCAGAUACCCGGGAGUAAUGCGGACAACGCUGCUGGUGGCGCGAGAGCGACGUCUUCCUCGUCGUCGUCGCGCGACUACAUGAACGCACCCGAUAAUCUGUAACGAGGAGAGCUGCUCGUAAUAAUUUGAAAGAAGAAAAAUUUGGUCGCGCCAAAGGGGCCUCCCCCUUGGCGCAACUUUUUCAAACUUUACUACAUAGGUAGGAUGUAACGUCGAGAAAAUAUAUUAAAUUAAUUCAAUGCGCGCGUGUAUAAUGCAUCGAUUAUUAUUAAUAAGUGUACAUGUCAAAGGGCUUGAUUGUAUGUAACGUGAUGUUUUUUACCGUACUACUGUGUAUUUUUACACUCAUUCACACACUGACACGCACUAUACACCGAUACACGUACACAGACACACUCUCACACUUUUAAAUACACACACAACAACACGCGAAGAGAGAAAGACGCAAAGUGAGCAAAGUACGCGCCGCUCACGAUUUUACAGGAGCGAAAUCGGACGAGGCGAAGUUGAAUCAUAUAGAAAGACUGAUGAGAAGGGGUCAUCAAAGGUCCCGCGUGGUUUUUUGUUUAUCUUUUUUAAAUAAUAAUUGUUAUUGCGAAUUGUAAUAUAGAAUCAUGUUUUCUACUUCUAUCGCCGUCGCGGUGGGCGUUGAUCUUUUUUAAAGAAACGACAAUCGUUGGAUUGUUCGGAUGUUAUCUAUCAUUAGUAAUGAUUGAAUAUUGUAAGAGAACGAGUGAGACCGUAUUGACAUGCGUCACGAUAAUGGAUAUAUUUGGAAAUAUGUUCAUUUUCAAGCAUAUCAAUGUAAAUUUCGUCUUGAGUGCAAUAUUUUUAAUGAUAUAUGUUUUGAUUUUCCAUAUAAUCUCGUUUGUAAUCGAGCAAAGUUAUGAAAAGACUGACAUUUUUUCAAAGUUUGCUUUCUUUACAAUUGAUGGUGCUAUACUAUAUACUUGUUGAUUUGAUACUUUCUUACUCAUUCAUGGGUAUAACGACAGAGACAAAAAUAAUCGAUGAACAUUUGGUGCUCGACGCGCGUGCGAAAAAAAGUAAAUCAAAGCGUUGCAACGAAGAAAAAUUUUUCUAAUUUCGCAUUCAAAAGAUAAAACGUUUCGCUCCGCAAGAUCGUGGGUGGGUGUAUUUUCUCUUCUAACUUAAAACGUGCAAUAUCUCUUCAAUUGGCUGCGAAGCCGAUAAAUAAAUAUACAUAUAGUUAGUCGCAAUCUGCGAAGAUUAAGAAUAAGACGAUAUUUUACGUAGUAAUACUCUUUAUCGAUUAAGCUUUUUUUUGUAAGAUUCGAAUGAUAAUUGUCUCGGAAUCAAGAGCCGUUCUAGGAUUUACGAUAGUUUUACAAAUUAUGCUUAAGUCUUUAUAAAAAGCAUCUUAAUCAAAAUAUCGAAGCUUUCAACUGUGUUGUUAAUUUUUUGUAUCACUUUAAAGAACAGUGUACUUGGUUUUUAUUUGUGCGACGAGUUAUUCACAUUGCUGCGUCGUCAACUGGGCAUUCAAGCCAAUUCUUUUUUAUUUAACAAACCCUACGAACACGACCCAAGUCACUUUUAUUUACCGUUAUAUUAUUGUAUUUAAUACCAGUGGUAACUCGGUGAUUCGUUAUAUACAUCCGAUGUAUUAUGUUAUGAAAACCGUAAAUAAAUAAUGAUUAUAAUCGCGUUAUAAAACAUUAGCAUUAUAAGACGAUGAAGAAGAUGAGACGUUACGUUUAUAUAUCCUUAUAUUAUAUUCUAUUGCGUUUUUGGUAGCGUUAUUACAUAUGCUUGUACACAAAAGAAUUGACGGGUUACGAGCCAUUUUCAAUUUUUUCGUGUACAUACGAAGUUAUUAUUAUUAUUCGAUUCGCGUAGCAUAAUUAUAUCGACGCUCCUGCUUUUUUGAAGACAAUGCAUCGGCGUGAUUAUAAAUAAUUAUAAAUAUAUAUAGAUAGUUAUAUAUAAUAUAUAAAUAAAUAAAUAAAUAUAAAAUAAAAUAUUAUAUAUAUAAAUAUAUUAUAUAUAUAAAAAUACUAAAUGAUUGUAAUGAUUAAUACAUAUGAAAAUGUGUCUAAUCUCUUGUAACGAAGAGAAACACUAUCACACAUAAUUAUUUGAAAUGAAGUACCGCGCAUUAGAGUGAACUAAACAGUAAGAAUUCUGAUUUGUCAUUUGCAGAAUGUGUUGAAAUAAAUUAAGAAUAAAAAUUAUUAAAAAAUGAUCGACUUGCACAGGGUAUAGACGAAGAGGUCCUUGAUAUACAUAAUUAGCUGAUGUCUUAUACAUAAUUAUAAAUAUACAUAACAGGCAAGAGCCUUUUUUUGUUCUAUCGGCCUCAGAGAACUGAUUUUAAUAAAAUUAUAUGAAUAUCAAGCCAAAAUGGUUUUCCUGACGUUUUUUAGAAUCCAUUCCAAAAAAAUUUGACAGUUUUUAUUAAUAAUAAUAGAUAUGCGUCAUCAAUGUUGAAAAAAAUAUAUAUAUUCAUAUACGUAUGAAGAUUGAAGAGUACACAUUCAUGUAGUCUAAAAUUAACUUAUCAUAAAAAAAGUGACUAACUCUACUAACAACAUUUGCUAAUGUCUUCAGGCGCGAUCGGACAAAAAAUAACAAAUGGAAAAUGCUAAAAAAUUAUUCGUGUAAAUGAAAGUUAUAUUGAAACGGAGGAAAAUCAUCAAUGGGUGCUUGCGGCGAAGAUUUACGCUGCAGCACAUAAUUCUAGAGAACUUAAUGAUGUGUAAAGUGAAAACGAAGAGCCGAAAAAUUGCAAGAAACCAAACGUACAGUAAAAAAAAAUUAUAAAUAUAAAAUAAUGUAAGAGAGCUUUUGAGCCAGCGGCUCGUAAACAUAUUUUUUAAUUCCUUCGACAAAACUCCGAUUAUUCUAUAUUAACUUUUCGACCUUUUCAUAAAUUAAUGCUCUUAGAGCAGUGUAUGAUAUAUAACGAGUCGAGAGAUUAAAAGGAAAGGGUAAAAAAAGGUUGCUCUGAAAUUGGUUUAUUGCACUCAAUUGAAUACCCGGUAAAUAAUGCAAUUUUACAACAACAACAAAAAAGGAAAGAAAAUGGCUUCUUUGUAAUUUCGCUUGUUUUGAGCAUUAGCUAAAAUUUGUAAAUAAUUAUCAAAACAGUUUACAGUCGUGAUGAUUCGAAAAUAAAAAAAGAUUUGUCCAUAAGAGUCUAAAUAACGCGCAAUGGAAAGGGUGACGGAUGAAGAAUCGAUUUUAGCUGUAAUCUUAAGUAUCAAUUUAUAUUAAAAAAAAAAAACGAAGGAAGUUCAAUUCGUGAAUAAAAAACAAAAAAUCGAAAAAGUUCCUAUAUUAGAAGAAAAAGACAAGCGAUAACACACGGUACAUGUGAUUGUCUCCUGUAUAAUGUAUUAUAAUUAUUGUAUUGCUGCAGUUUAAAAUUCAAACGUGCAGUCAUUGAAUUUAUGCGACCCAAUUCGGAGACUCGUUAGUUAUAUUUGCUAACUUCACCUGUAACUUAUUAUGCACCGAUGAUAUUCGUUCAGGUUUUUCGUGAUGGUCGUUGUGGCGACGAGUGAAGAAGAAAAUCCGACACCCUUGCCAUGAGCCUUGGAAGGACGCAAUUUAUAUUUUUAAGCAUUUAUAAUGAAUAAAAUAAAAGAAAACAAAAAAACAUAUGUCUUAAUUCGAAUCUAGUUAUGUAAAGCCGAAUAAACAACGCAGUUAUAUAUAUUAUAUGAAUAUAUAUUUGCUCUCGAUGGAAUAUGAACUUUUGUGCUUUUCGAAAAUAUUCUAGGACUGAGAUUUAUGGGAAUCGAGAGACUAAAAAUAAUAAUGUGCAAUCAAUGUGGAUAAAAUAGACGUGAGAACUUUUGGAUUUUCAUUGUAAAAUAUAUCUUUUUUACAGACUCUAAGGAAAAUCAAAAUUUUUCUUACGCAUACUGACGAUUAAAAAAAAUGAAGCAGUAUUAUAAAAAAUAUAUAUGAUAAAAAUCACGGAGAAAACGUGUACUUCUAGAUCGAAUAGUUGAUCUCGGUCCGUAUAAACGAUUGGAUAGAGUCUCUCUUAGUAGCGAAAAAAAAAUAACGAAAAAAAACAAGGACUUUCUAGACAGGAGCAGUAAAAAAAAUUUGUGUAUAGCUUUAUUGUAUAACUUAAUAAUUACUGUAAGAAUUAUCGAUAAAAUGCAGGAAGAUAUAAAACGUCGACACGCGAACGAGGCCAAAACAGCAGAUCGAAGAGGCCACUGCACUGCAGCACAUAAAAGAGAGAUAAUGAAAAAUAAAGGGUUUUUUGCUUAUAAAAGGGCAAAAUGUUACUUAAUGUACAUUGUUUAUACAUACAAAAAAAAUUAAUAAUUAAGAAGAGUGUUUAAAAAGCUCUAGUUCCGGAUUAUGUAAUGCUAAUAAACUUCACUAUGAAUGUGUGAUGUCCGUAUAUAUAUAUAAAAUAUUAUAUAUAUGGGUCAAAAUAAUACUUUUUUACAAAACCGUGCGCACGUAUG
Messenger RNA from Trichogramma pretiosum, 7022 nucleotides. RefSeq lists its product as uncharacterized. Gene Ontology annotation, cellular component: nucleus. NCBI's taxonomy places the organism in Eukaryota, Metazoa, Arthropoda, Insecta, Hymenoptera, Trichogrammatidae. Bases 1 to 2553 code for a protein of 850 amino acids. Gene Ontology annotation, biological process: base-excision repair, AP site formation. Gene Ontology annotation, molecular function: mismatch base pair DNA N-glycosylase activity; DNA binding. The record is from RefSeq and is a predicted model, not a curated record. The transcript is spliced from 7 exons.